Miscanthus lutarioriparius is the source of this 870-nucleotide messenger RNA. The record is from the annotation of a GenBank genome assembly. NCBI's taxonomy places the organism in Eukaryota, Viridiplantae, Streptophyta, Magnoliopsida, Poales, Poaceae.
AUGAGCAGCGGGAAGCGAUCCUUCUUCGCGCCCAAGAAGAAGGCCGCGAACCCGUUCGAUUCCGACUCCGACGACGACAAGCCGCAGCAGCGGCAGCCGGCGCGGGCCUCCUCCGUGCCUCCCCCGGACGAACAGCAGGGGCGGGGCUCCUCUCUCUUCGGCGGCGCCGGCGGCGACAGGGCCGGGCUCUUCGCUUCCUCCUCGACCAACCAUCACUACCGGAACGACUUCCGCGACGCCGGCGGCCUGGAGGGCCAGUCCGUGCAGGAGCUGGAGGGGUACGCGGCGUACAAGGCCGAGGAGACCACGCGCCGCGCGCAGGGGUGCGUCAGGAUCGCCGAGGAGAUGCGGGACACCGCGUCCAAGACGCUCGUCACCGUCCACCAGCAGGGGCAGCAGAUCCACCGCACGCACAUGAUGGCCGUCGACAUCGACCAGGAUCUCUCCAGGAGCGAGAAGUUAUUGGGUGAUCUGGGGGGCCUAUUUUCCAAAAAGUGGAAGCCAAAGAAAAAUGGCGCAAUCAGGGGUCCUAUGUUAACUAGAGAUGAUUCCUUCAUAAGGAAGGGCAGUCAUUUGGAGCAAAGGCAGAAGCUAGGGCUGGCAGAUCAUCCACCUCGAUCAAAUGCACGCCAAUUCCGUUCUGAACCCUCUUCAGCACUUGAGAAAGUUGAGAUGGAGAAGGCAAAGCAGGAUGAUGCUCUGUCUGAUCUAAGCGACAUACUGACCGAGCUGAAAGGGAUGGCCGUUGACAUGGGCUCUGAGAUAGAGAGCCAAACAAAAUCAAUGGGCGACGCAGAGAAGGAUUAUGACGAACUGAACUUCAGGGUCAAGGGAGCAAACACUCGAGCUCGCCGUCUUCUUGGGAGAUAG